Messenger RNA from Solanum stenotomum, 2451 nucleotides. RefSeq lists its product as uncharacterized. The coding region runs from base 204 to 2180 and encodes 658 amino acids. NCBI's taxonomy places the organism in Eukaryota, Viridiplantae, Streptophyta, Magnoliopsida, Solanales, Solanaceae. Gene Ontology annotation, molecular function: protein binding. The transcript is spliced from 3 exons. The record is from RefSeq and is a predicted model, not a curated record.
UGCUUUCUCUCUGCUCAGGUCAAAGCUGGCACUCUGUAAUCUGUAUUUAGCCUCUCUCUCUUCUAUUUCUCUUCUCUUAUUUACAUCUACAUUCCCUCUCUCUCCCCCUUCACUUCUCUCUCUUCUCUCUCUUCACUUCGAAGAGGAAAAAAAAAUGAGUAUUUGAGAAGCUUUCUCUCAAAACCAACAAGUGAAGCAUUUUAAUGGUUGAUCAUUAUACAUCAACCAUGGCUGCCUCUCCUAAUUCUUCUAUUUCUUGUUCUGAAAAGAAACAUUGGUGGAUAAGCAAUCGAAAGAUUGUUGAUAAAUAUAUCAAAGAUGCGAAAUUUCUCAUUGCUACUCAAGAACCCAACGAGAUUGCUUCAGCGGUUAAUCUUCUCGACGCGGCUCUUGCUCUGUUACCUCGUUUUGAGUUAGCCCUUGAGUUAAAAGCUCGAUCUUUACUCUAUCUCCGGCGAUUCAAAGACGUCGCCGAUAUGCUACAAGACUACAUUCCCAGUCUGAAAAUGCCCGUCGAUGAGACAUCGUCGUCGACUUCGUCAUCUGGGUCGUCGGAUAAUUCAUCGACACAGUUCUCGAGAGAGAGAAUGAAGCUACUUUCGUCGGGUAGUGGGUCACCGGGUCGUGAUGAACCCGGGUUCAAGUGCUUUUCCGUGUCCGAUUUGAAGAAGAAAGUUAUGGCCGGAAUCUACAAAAACUGUGAUAAAGAAGGGCAAUGGAGGUACUUGGUUCUUGGUCAAGCUUGUUGCCAUUUGGGUCUAAUGGAAGAUGCAAUGGUACUCUUACAGACCGGUAAACGCAUUGCUACGGAUGCAUUCCGUCGCGAAAGCAUUUGCUGGUCGGAUGAUAGUUUUUCAUUUGCUAAAUUUCCAAUCUCCGGUGAACCGGGCAUUGGAAAUAGCCAGCCUCCGACUCCUCCUAAAACGGAGUCGGAGAGCAUUUCUCAACUGCUCAGUCAUAUCAAGCUCUUGCUUCGUCGAAAGACGGCUGCAAUUGCAGCUCUUGAUGCGGGUCUUUAUUCAGAAGCUAUAAGACAUUUUUCUAAAAUUGUGGAUGGUCGACGUGGGGCUCCACAAGGAUUUUUAGCUGAAUGUUACGUGCAUAGGGCCUCAGCAUAUCGAUCUUCUGGUCGAAUUGCUGAGGCGAUUGCUGAUUGUAAUCGAACAUUAGCAUUGGACCCUUCUUGCAUUGAUGCUCUUAGAACUAGAGCUGCUUUGUUUGAAACUAUUCGAUGCUUGCCUGACAGUCUUCACGAUCUUGAACAUUUGAAACUGUUGUAUAAUUCAAUUCUACGGGAUAGGAAAUUACCUGGACCUGUAUGGAAGCGUCAAUGUGUGCAAUACAGGGAGAUUCCAGGGAGGCUUUGUUCAUUGGGUGCCAAAAUGCAAGAAUUGAAGCAGAGAGUUGCUUCUGGUGAAACGAAGAAUGUAGAUAACUACGCGUUGAUUGGUUUGAGGCGGGGUUGUUCAAGGUCUGAAUUGGAAAGAGCACAUCUUUUGCUCACUUUAAGACACAAGCCUGAUAAAUCAACAAGUUUUGUGGAGAGGUGUGAGUUUGCGGAUGAAAAGGAUGUUGAUUCUGUAAGGGAUCGCGCAAAAUUGUCUUCCUUGCUAUUGUAUCGAUUGAUCCAGAAAGGUUAUACAAAAUUAAUGACAACAAUCAUCGAUGAAGAAGCUGCUGAGAAACAGAGAACUAAGGCAGCAGCUGCAUUACAAGCAAUGCAGCAGCAGCAGCAGCAGCAACAACAAGUUAAGCAAACUCAAGAACUACAACAAUCUCGAGCUGAAGCAAUCAGCAAUGCAGCAUCAAGAAGAGCAGUCGAGGCUGCUGCUACGUCGAAUACUACUUUAAGAGUACCUCCAAAGGCUGCUGCUAAUACUACACCAUCACGAGAGGCUGCUGCUAAUACUACACCAUCACGAGAGGCUGCUGUUAAUACUACACCAUCACGAGAGGGUGCUGCUAAUACUACACCAUCACGAGAGGCUGCUGUUAACACUACUACAUCGUGUAACAACAGCAGGGCAGAAAGCAAAGUGGUGGUUUCAACCUCAACAAAUGCAUCUUCAUUUCAAGGUGUGUUCUGUAGAGACCUUGCAAUUGUUGGGAAUCUGUUGUCUCAAACUGGAACCGGGUUUAAUCGCACUAUUCCUAUGAAAUAUGAGGCACUGAGCUGCUAAUUCAUCGUAGAAAUCCGAUGAAGAACAACGAUUUAAUUAGCUUGGACAAUGUUUAUACUAUCGGCUCGCGCAUGCAGGGGAAAAUCCUAAUUUGGUACCAAUAUCUUUGUACAAAAGGCAAAAAAAAAUAUGAAAUUACUAUUUGCAGCCGGGAAAAUUUUGCUACUUUAUUUUUGUUUUUCUUUUGUUGUCAAUCUUUUGCACUACAUGUAAUGUACAUAUAGUUAAAUUCAGCACCUAAAUUAUCUACUACUAGUACUUCUUUUUGUUA